GAGACUGACGGCAGUGAUGCUCAGAACGAGUAGCCAUUAUUGACUUCACAAAUAAUUAAUUUCAGAAAGAAGGUCUUGUAAUAUCGGUCGAGGUUUACUGUUUUCAUUAACAUUUGGCUCAUAUCACAGUUUGUUUUAUUUAUUUAUUAGUGGGUAGCACAGCCUACAUGGAUUUAUACGGAAAGAUGUCUGCCACUCAGGGGACCACUCAAGGGAAGGAGGGCGGGGACCAGAACUUUGAUUACAUGUUCAAGCUGCUGAUCAUUGGGAACAGCAGUGUGGGUAAAACCUCCUUCCUUUUCCGCUACGCUGACGACGCCUUCACCUCAGCCUUCGUCAGCACUGUGGGCAUCGACUUCAAAGUCAAGACUGUCUACAAGAAUGACAAGAGGAUCAAAUUGCAGAUCUGGGACACGGCGGGACAGGAGCGGUACCGGACCAUCACCACUGCUUACUACCGCGGAGCCAUGGGCUUCAUCCUUAUGUAUGACAUCACAAACGAGGAGUCCUUCCAUUGUGUGCAGGACUGGUCGACCCAGAUUAAGACCUAUUCGUGGGACAACGCCCAGGUGGUGUUGGCUGGGAACAAAUGUGACAUGCAGGAGGAGAGGGUGGUGGCUGCAGACAGUGGGAGACAACUGGCAGAACAACUGGGUUUUGAGUUCUUUGAGACAAGUGCCAAGGACAACAUCAACGUCAAGCAGACCUUCGAGCGCCUCGUUGACAUCAUCUGUGACAGGAUGUCCGAAAGCCUGGACACUGACACCGCCGUUACCAUGGGAACACCCAGCGCCAAACUGACAGACAGCGCCCCGCCCCUCCAGCAGCCCGCCUGCAACUGUUAGUGGCUCCUCCCAGUUACUGUGUCGCCAAGAUACCCAGUCCCUUAGAUGUAGUCUGCAUCCCAAAUUACAUCCUAUUACCUAUUUCAGAGUUUCUUAAACUAUGGGUUGGGACGCAAAAUGGGGCCUGGGCAUGUGAGAGGUGAGUAGCAUUAUAGAAUACAUCUAUAAUCACACACAAUUUCUUCUUAAUAUGAGUCGUUGGAGGACGAUUUGGUUCACGGGAUGAUGGUACAUUUUUUAUUUGGGUCUCGAGCUGAAAAAGUUUAAGAACCCCUGCCUUAUAUAAUGCACUACUUGAGCAGGACCCACAAAGUGCUCUUGUCAAAAGUAGUUCACUAUGUAGGGAAUAGGGUGUUAUUUUGGAUACAGACAGUCUUAAAGGUACAAUGCUGAUAUUUUUAAAACCUUAAUAUCAUAUAAUUUCUGGGUAACAAUAAAAUACCUUACUGUUAUUGUUUUCAAUUAAAAUGGUAAAAAAUAAACAAAAAUUGCUUCUUAGCAAAGAGCAAUUUCUCAAGCAAGAAUUUUGCUAUGGCAAGUGGUCUUGGGAGUGGUCUGAGUGGGGAGGGGAAAACUGAAAACUAGCUGUUAUUGGCAGAGAGGUUUGGAACUCUCUUUCUUAUUGGUCUAUUUCCUCAUUUAACGCCUGGUGUUGUCAAUAGGCAGGCCAAAACUCCAUUCCACCAAAACAGGCUGAAAUUUCAGGUGGCCUUUUCAAACUGCUCUUACACUAAAAGGGCAUUAUCAUAAUUUACACAGUCACAGUAUUAUUCCAACCUCAUAGUAUGGAAAUAUAUAUAAAACACAGGAAAUCACAUGUUUUACUGUACUGGGCCUUUAAAGCAGGGGUGCACAACUAAAGUCCUGGAUGGCUGCUGUGAAGGCUGACUUUCCUCCUUGCCUUUUAGUCAGAGAUUGACCAGUGUAGCUGCUGUAGGUGCACUGUCUGGCCAAUCAGUGACAGUAGUUGAUCAAUUAAGUGCCAGGAUGGAAGGAAAACCAGCAGGACUUCAUCCCUAGUGGACUGGAGUUGUUCACACUUGUCUUUCUGUAUCCUGCACUGUAACAGAAAACUGUAAUUUAUUCAGUCAUUUUGAGUAUUAGUAAAAUACUCUGAAACUUUUUACUACAGCAUACUGUAUAUUAUGGUACAUUGUGGGAAAACGUUUUGGUCGGAGAAGUCAUUGCUUUAUUUUGAAUGGUACUGUAAUUCCACCCCACAGAAUACAGCACCAUACCGUAUCUUUUGAUGGCCAAAAACCUUUUGACCACUAAUGGGUGCAUGGUAUUGUUGUGCAUCUCAAAAAUGAUAUUUUUGUUUUUGUUUCGCUGUUGAAUCAGUCCCUAAAUGUUCUGCAUGUCAGCAUUCAAGUUUUCAAGAUAUUGAAAACGCAUCAUACUGUGACACUUUCGGUAUUUUGAAAGUUCUUUAUCUUGAAAACUUGAUUGCUGACAUGCAAAAAAAUAAGGGACUGUAUCAUCGGUGGACUAAUGAAAAACAUACAUUAAUGUAAUAUUCCCUUUAACAUAUUUUGAGGCUUGCACCUGCAUGUGAGAAUGCUGUACCAAUUUGACUGCUAUGUGGUGAUAGUGACCCAUUCAUUCAUAAUGUAUAGUGGACAGAUUAGAGUGGCAGCAAGUCAAACCGUAAGUGGUUGAGCAUGUUGCCAGGUCCUUUUGGUCUGUUUUGUAGUCGCUGUCAGUUUGGAAACCUUGGUUAAGGCCUCUAGAUGGGCAAGUGAUACAAAACACAAAUAUUAAUAAAUAUGAUAUAAUGUGUAAACACUUUACAUAGCAGCCAACUUGGUUGCACCACUCCCUUGUAAUUACAGUAAAAUACUGUAAAGUACAAACCCCUCCCCUCAAUGAAUUUCAUUAAUCCAUUCAUUCAUUCUGAUUACGGUAGAAUUAACUUUUUUUGUAGUAUAAUAGGGUACAUUUUACGGUAUUGUACUGUAUGUGUCAUUACCAAGUACUUGCAUUGAUACCGUAUUUAUAUAAUAAUAGGUGUACUGUAAUAUGAAAUACAGAAUUAGACUUGCCACUGAGCUGCCUGUAAGUUACUGUCAAAUUCACAGCAACUCCUUUACAGUGUGGUGUGUUAUCCAACCGCUUUUUUUCACUGAACAUCAAUGGCAAUCAACUAGCCUUGGUGACAGUUUGUUUCUGCUCUCUUGCCAACUCUUUAUGGAAUUGUGGAGUUGGCAAGAGCACAGAUCAGUGACCAGGCUAGCAAUCAAUGUAUGUCACUCUCCAUAGCUGUGUUGAGGAACAGAUACACACUUCACACCUUUACCUGGAAACACAGAGGGUCAAUAUAAGUCUGAGUCGAUGUAGGCCUAUUAUAGUGUGGCUGAUAAUAGGACAUUACAAACAUACAUUAUUCUCUUUAGCUUACCAUAACAUAUUUACAAAAAUGAUGCUUGUAAAGGCUUUUAGAAUUCAAUGUGUGGUCAAUGCACGUACUGCACAGUAGCUUUCCAGCUGGCUUCAAAGACUUGUUAUCAAUUGUAAUUCUGUGAGGAGAACCCAUAGCUGUCACUGUUUUUACUGUCCAUCGUAAAACCUGCUGGACACACAGUUAUAAUCAGUGCUUUCAUUUAUUUAUCCUUCUAUUUCUGUAUUUAUUUUGUAUGUAUUGUUGUUACAUAGUCUUCUGCCACAGCCAAACUAUAUCAUUAAGUGUACUGUAUACAAACUGGUAGGUAGUAGUGAUUUCUGUUUGCAGUUUGUGUGUGCGUGCGUGACCGUGUGCCUGUGUGUUUUAGGAAAAAUUAAUGAGUGUGGCUGUGUGAGUACUUUCAAUCAUCUACCUUGGAUAAAAACAAAUGUGGCCUUUUAGUAUUUCCAACAUGGCCUCUUCUCCUUUGUGCUCACCUGCCUCAUUUAUUUCACAUUUAAUGAAUAUACUAUACAUGCAUUGUGUCUAUGUGAGUACUGUAUUAUACUGUACAUGUGUUUUGUAGUAGUAGUCCUGAUGAGUGUCUGCAUUUCUGCUAAACUGAAUAGAUCCUCUUUUCCUAGCCUUAAUAAGAAUAAUACAAGUGUGAUGUCAAAUAGCCAAUAACCUAAGUUGUGUUUUUAUACCCAGACCCUUACAUUUAGCUUUACCCAAACAAUAAACCCUUCCCUCAUUUCCAGCAGAUUGACAUUUCUUGUUUUGAAUCUUGCCCUGGAGGCAGAACUGAGUGGUUUCUGCUAGAUAGGCCAGCUGCAAAGUCAAAAUUGUCUAUGUUGUAGAAAUUUAUGAAAACAAACAUGUGAUUUUUGGUCUUAAUUUAAGGUUAUGGUUAUGCAUUAGGCUUAGCUAUGUGGUCAAGUUUAGGGUUAAGGUAAGUUUAAAAUCAGAUUUUAUGAAUUUGUGGCUGUGCCACCUAGUGACCAGUCUGCAGAGCUGCCUCCAGUACAUGAUUUAUGUCAAUAAAUACCAACCUGCUCAUUUCCACUUCUCAAGAGAAAUGAAAACAUAUAAUUCACAAAUUAAACACAGCCAAGAUAUGAUAUGUUAUGACCGAUGGAUACUGAAGCCAUGAUAGAUAGUCUGUCUGACUGGAUAAACAGCAAUAUUCUAUGAAACAGACAAAACAUCCAUAUUUCAUAUACCUGCUCCAGUAUAUGGGUUCCCUUUUAUAAGAAACUAGUGCACCUUUUUCACAUCCCUGAUAAGCUUAGGGAUCAUGUUAUUAUUGUCACUCCAUCCUUGGCUGAAGCAAAUUGUCCUUUACAUCGAGAAUGUCCUGUAAAUCCCAGUAAGGAUAAUCUCUUCUAUAUAUUAAGUGAAUAGUUACAUUGAUCCUUUAGCUACAAAUGACCUAGAAUCAGAAUAGUAAAAAUAUAUAAUUGUGCCAAAAACUGGCUGUAGUUUGUUUUGCACCGUCUAGAGUUUCUGCAUAGAAAAAUUAAGGUUCAGAAAAGUUGCAUGAAGACAUUGAAUUAUCUAUAUUUCUAUCAAUAAAGGUGUAUAUUGUCUAUGUUUAAGUGCAUCCUCAUAGCUUUGUCUGUGGGGUGCAAUGGGCCAACAAGUGCAAUAUUCUAUGAAUGAUUUCCUGUACAUAGUACUCCUAGUAGUUAUACCUGCAGUAGAGUGACUGUUCUAAUGUUCUUGUUGUACUGUAUGGCACUGCAAGCAUCACACACACUAAAUAUGUGCUUUAUCUGGGAUUCGCUGUGAGGUGAAGUGUGUGUGUGUGUGUGUGUGUGUGUGUGUGUGUGUGUGUGUGUGUGUGUGUGUGUGUGUGUGUGUGUGUGUGUGUGUGUGUGUGUGUGUGUGUGUGUGUGUGUGUGUGUGUGUGUGUGUGUUACUUAUUGUACGUGUUGACCUUUUCUACUGAUGUAUUCAUGUACUACUUACUAUAUACUGUUCUUGUUAGCUAACUGUUGGUGAACUCGUACUAUACGUCAAGAUGCAGUGUUGUGAAAGAUAGUCAGGGAAAUGAGUAUAUGCCAUAUGCCGUACUGAUAUUAAGUCUAUGUGAUAAAAAAGGGAAAUAUCUCAACUCAAACAUGAUGUCUGUGUGAGACAUUAUUAUUUACCUGUACAUCAAUAAUAGGCAUUAUCCUGCUGAGUUUGAGACCACUGACGUCGCUCCAUUCAAAUCCCCUGUCAUCUACUUCUUCAUCUGUGAUCAUGUACAGUAUAUUCAUGACUGCCACUGGCCGGUGAAAAGCCACUUCAACAUGUCAUUACUGAUGAAGGCUUAAGAUGAUAAUAAUGAAUAACAAUAAUAAUAAUUAUUAUUCAUUGUACUUAUGAAGUGCUUUUAAAGAACUUGAAGAGGCUUUACAUGAAACUAUAGUACACUCACGCUCUGGUCACCUCAUUAAAGUGUGGACUGAUAUUAAACUGGAUAUAUUAUUUGUACCUUUAAGUGCAAGCAAUGUACAAACUAUGUUUUUGAGAUGAUAGGAAAUAAACAAAUUGUACUCAU
Molecule: messenger RNA, 5773 nt
Organism: Oncorhynchus keta (chum salmon)
Lineage: Eukaryota; Metazoa; Chordata; Actinopteri; Salmoniformes; Salmonidae
Gene: rab3c
Product: RAB3C, member RAS oncogene family
Exons: 5
Coding region: 168-845 (225 amino acids)
Biological process (GO): protein secretion; protein localization to plasma membrane; regulation of exocytosis
Cellular component (GO): synaptic vesicle; endosome; plasma membrane
Molecular function (GO): GTPase activity; GTP binding
Source: RefSeq, a predicted model, not a curated record